Molecule: messenger RNA, 3618 nt
Organism: Lagopus leucura (white-tailed ptarmigan)
Lineage: Eukaryota; Metazoa; Chordata; Aves; Galliformes; Phasianidae
Product: ribosomal protein S6 kinase alpha-2
Exons: 21
Coding region: 370-2571 (733 amino acids)
Biological process (GO): intracellular signal transduction; protein phosphorylation
Molecular function (GO): ribosomal protein S6 kinase activity; magnesium ion binding; ATP binding
Source: RefSeq, a predicted model, not a curated record
ACACAUCUCGUAUUUGUUUCAAACCUGCUACGCCGGGAACUCGGAGCUGUCAUCUACUGGAGCUGAUUAUGCAUGCAGCAGCAGCGGAGCCUGAUUGGGCGUAGUAGGACCUAAGGCGAGGGGGAGAGGGAGUGGGGAGAGAGUUGGGCUUGCAGCACCGAAAUGUAAACAGUGCGAAGGCAGACGGAGCAAAACGCCGGUGGGCGCCGAGCCGCUCACCUCUCGCCCAUUGCCCUCCGGGCUGGAUGAGCAGGAGCAGGCACGGCGGGCAUCUCCUGCCUGUGGAUAUCCAUCGGGGCAGUCGGGAUGCGCUAGCUUUCUCCAGCGCUGCAGCUCCGCCGUGCUCCGCACCGGAGCUCGGACGGGGCAAUGGACAUGAACAUGAAGAAGUUCACGGUGCGGCGGUUCUUUUCUGUGUAUCUCCGCAAGAAGUCUCGGUCGAAGAGCUCAAGCCUAAGUAGAUUUGAGGAAGAAGGUAUUGUGAAGGAAAUAGACAUCAGUCACCAUGUGAAGGAAGGUUUUGAAAAAGCAGAUCCUUCUCAAUUUGAGCUGCUGAAAGUAUUAGGACAAGGUUCAUAUGGAAAGGUAUUUCUAGUGAGGAAGAUCAAAGGAUCUGAUGCAGGCCAGCUGUAUGCCAUGAAGGUACUUAAGAAAGCAACUCUGAAAGUUCGGGAUCGGGUACGGUCAAAAAUGGAGAGAGACAUUUUGGCAGAAGUGAAUCAUCCUUUCAUAGUCAAGCUUCAUUAUGCAUUUCAAACAGAGGGGAAGUUGUAUCUAAUACUAGAUUUUCUGCGGGGAGGGGACCUUUUCACAAGACUCUCCAAAGAGGUGAUGUUUACAGAAGAGGAUGUCAAGUUCUACUUAGCUGAGCUGGCCUUGGCUUUAGACCACCUCCAUGGGCUUGGAAUUAUUUACAGGGAUCUAAAACCAGAAAACAUUCUUCUUGAUGAAGAGGGCCACAUUAAGAUAACAGAUUUCGGUCUGAGUAAAGAAGCCAUCGAUCAUGACAAGAGAGCGUAUUCGUUCUGUGGGACAAUAGAGUAUAUGGCCCCAGAGGUGGUCAACCGCAGAGGACACACUCAGAGCGCCGACUGGUGGUCUUUUGGUGUGCUCAUGUUUGAGAUGCUGACAGGGUCAUUACCAUUCCAGGGAAAAGACAGAAAGGAGACAAUGGCUCUUAUACUCAAAGCCAAGCUGGGAAUGCCACAGUUCUUGAGCAUAGAAGCCCAGAGCCUGCUGCGAGCCCUCUUCAAAAGAAACCCAGCUAACAGAUUAGGUGCUGGAUUUGAUGGAGUGGAAGAAAUUAAACGUCACCCUUUCUUUAUUACUAUAGACUGGAACAAACUGUACAGAAAAGAAAUCAAGCCGCCUUUCAAGCCUGCAGUGGGACGGCCAGAAGACACUUUCCACUUUGAUCCGGAGUUCACAUCUCGGACCCCCACAGAUUCCCCAGGUGUUCCUCCAAGUGCCAAUGCUCAUCAUCUUUUCAGAGGGUUUAGCUUUGUUGCCUCUAACUUGGUGCAGGAGCCUGCACAGCAGGAUGUGCACAAAAUCACCGUUCAUCCAAUUGUGCAGCAAUUACAUGGAAACAAUAUUCACUUUACAGAUGGAUAUGAGAUCAAGGAGGACAUAGGAAUUGGCUCCUAUUCAGUGUGCAAGAGGUGUGUUCAUAAAGCAACAGAAACCGAGUUUGCGGUGAAGAUAAUUGACAAGAGCAAGAGAGACCCCUCUGAAGAAAUAGAGAUUCUCUUGCGAUACGGACAGCAUCCAAACAUCAUUACUCUUAAAGAUGUCUAUGAUGAUGGGAAAUAUGUGUACCUGGUGAUGGAGUUGAUGCGGGGAGGAGAGCUCCUGGACCGCAUUCUUCAGCAGAAGUGUUUUUCAGAGCGAGAGGCCAGCGCUGUGCUGUGCACUAUCACCAGGACUGUGGACUACCUGCACUCACAGGGGGUGGUUCACCGAGAUUUGAAGCCAAGUAAUAUCCUCUACAUGGAUGAGUCAGGAAACCCAGACUCCAUCAGGAUCUGUGACUUUGGCUUUGCCAAGCAACUGAGAGCAGAGAAUGGGCUGCUCAUGACUCCCUGCUACACCGCCAACUUUGUCGCCCCUGAGGUCCUUAAGCGCCAAGGUUACGAUGCAGCCUGUGACAUCUGGAGCUUGGGGAUCCUGUUGUACACCAUGCUGGCAGGGUUCACUCCUUUUGCAAAUGGGCCAGAUGACACCCCAGAGGAGAUUCUGGCCAGGAUUGGCAGUGGCAAAUACGCACUUACUGGAGGAAACUGGGAUUCAGUAUCAGAUACUGCAAAGGAUAUUGUGUCUAAGAUGCUUCACGUAGACCCUCAUCAGCGUCUCACAGCAGUUCAAGUGUUGAGACAUCCAUGGAUAGUGAACAAGGAAUAUCUGUCUCAAAAUCAACUUAGCAGACAGGAUGUUCACCUGGUGAAGGGUGCAAUGGCAGCCACUUACUUUGCUUUAAACCGAACACCUCAGGCACCAAGGCUGGAGCCUGUAUUGUCCUCCAAUCUGGCUCAGCGGAGGGGCAUGAAAAGACUUACCUCAACCAGAUUGUAGCAGUAGCCCCACAAGGUCUCCUUGGAAACCCACAGUUUAUUAUUUGAGAGAUUCAUCUUUAGUUGGUUAGUAUAACUUUUCUGGACACCUUGCACAUGAAAUCACUGGAACUAGCAGAAGUCCAGCAUAAGGCAAAAUCUACCUUUCCUCCAUCAUUUCUUUUACAUUCCAGCCAGAAUCCUGAGUUUAACAACUUCACAAAGAUGUGCCAAUUUUGCUAGUAGCUCUGUUUCCUUACUGAGGUAAAGCCAAAUAAAGUAGACACGCCCCAUCCAUCCCUCCCUAGAAGAGUCUUUAAGAUGUUCUGCAGGAACAUAGUUUUCACUGUUUUUUUCUCAAGAAAAGCACUUUUUGUAAAGAAGAUGCAGUCAGAUUUGAAUGUUCUCAGCAGUUCCCACAAGCAUCACGAUGAAAUGCUCGGCUGGUCGCCUACUGGUAUCCACUCACCCCAGGAGGACUGAAGGCUGCAGAGACACAUGGAUAAUACCUUACUGGAAAUUAAUGCUAUACAGCAUGAAGGAGAGCAAGCUGUCCGUGGUGGAAACACCUUCUGAUUCCAAGAAAUGUUUUGCACUUUGCCCCUGCCCUGUCUGGAACGAUGUCAGCAGCGCUCGAGGAGAAGUGCACACUGUGAGCUUGACUUUGACAGAGGUCUGGUCCUCUGAGAGCAGAAAGUCUCUGAGAAACAUAGUCCUCCAAGAGGGCUAUUGAGUCCCAUGGGUCUGUGGGAAAGCAUUAGUCUAAAGUAGUGGAGCCUAUGGAUGAGAGGUGACAAAGGUGUCUGGUCUCAGCUCAUAAGAAGGCCGUCUGCCUCUGGAUGCAGGCAAGGUCACUGCCACCACUGGGGAGUGCCCAUUUCUGAAGGGCCCAGCCAACUCUGUCACAAGCUUUAACCAUAAUAAAUCAGGAGGAGAGACAGGAGGAUGCUAUGCUUUUAUAUUUAUAUAAAUAUAUAUACAUCUAUAUUUAUAUAUAUAUAAAAAAAAAAUCUGUACCCUACUGCCUGGAUUAUUCAAGUUCAGGGAAAUAAAACUUGGUUGAGAAGGU